This is a messenger RNA of Leptopilina heterotoma, 1778 nucleotides long. It is a transcript of the gene CoRest, whose product is annotated as REST corepressor. Gene Ontology annotation, cellular component: transcription regulator complex; histone deacetylase complex. The record is from RefSeq and is a predicted model, not a curated record. Gene Ontology annotation, molecular function: transcription corepressor activity. Bases 146 to 1459 code for a protein of 437 amino acids. Gene Ontology annotation, biological process: regulation of transcription by RNA polymerase II; negative regulation of DNA-templated transcription. The transcript has 9 exons. Lineage: Eukaryota; Metazoa; Arthropoda; Insecta; Hymenoptera; Figitidae.
GUAGUCUAUUUGGUGAGUGUUGGAGUGUGAAAGCUGUGGCUUGGUGGCGAGUGUUGAGAGUUUCAAAGUGGUGUUCAAAAUUUAAAGGUUUUUUUUAAUAUUCUUAUCUUUUCUUUGGAGAAAAGGAGUUUAAUAGACGAAGAAAAUGGUGUUAGCGGAAAGAAAUUCGGAAAGUCUUCGAAAUGGACGAAGAUCGAGAGGACCAAGUCCUAAUGGGCAAACCGAUUCCUCGAGCGAUGAAGACGGAGUUCCAGCAGAAAAAAUCCGCGUAGGUCGUGAUUAUCAAGUUAUCGUUCCGGAAUUUAUUCCACUCAAUGAUCGACGAUUAGAUCAAUGUCAUGACAGAGCAUUACUUGUUUGGUCACCGACAGUCGAAAUUCCGGAUCAUAAAUUGGAUGAGUAUAUAGUAUUAGCAAAAGAGAAGUAUGGUUAUAAUGGAGAGCAAGCUUUGGGUAUGCUAUUUUGGCAUAAACAUAAUUUAGAACGAGCAGUCUUGGAUUUAGCAAAUUUUACACCUUUUCCCGAUGAAUGGACUGUCGAGGAUAAAGUUUUAUUCGAACAGGCUUUUCAAUUUCACGGUAAAAGUUUUCAUCGCAUUCGACAAAUGCUUCCUGAUAAAUCAAUUGCGAGUUUGGUGAAAUAUUACUAUAGUUGGAAGAAGACACGAACCAGGACAUCGUUAAUGGAUAGACAAGCGCGAAAACUAACAAAUAGUGGUAAAGAGGGAGAGAAUGGUAGUGAAAAUGGAAGUGAACUCGGUUCCAACACGGAUAGCGAAACUGAAGAAAAAGGGUCGUGUAGCAACUGCGGCGUUGCUUGUCAUAGCGUUCGUUCUACACCCAAGGGACACGCGUGUCAUAGCUGCUAUCUGCACUGGAGGCGCACCGGUGUCGCAAGGCCAUUGAGUUCUAUGCCAGGUCGUACAAACAAAAGAAAACCUCCACGUGGACUGGUAGUAAAUCACGACGACUUGGCAGCAUUAGCAGGUCAACCGAAUCAAACCAACAACAAUCUGCAAGCACUUGAAUCAGAAAUCGUUAGUCUCAAACGACAAAUUCAAUCGAAUAAGCAGCAAGUGAGUGCAUUGAAACGCAAAACAACAGACGGAAUUGAUGAUUUACGACCACCAGAAGUAACGAAUCGCAUUAAUGCCCGAUGGACAAAUGACGAACUAUUGUUGGCGGUUCAAGGCGUUAGAAAAUACGGCAAAGAUUUUGCAGCGAUUGCCGAUGUGAUUGGAACGAAAAAUGAAUCACAUUUGAGAUCAUUUUUUGUGAAUUACAAACGAAGGUACAAUCUCGAUACAGUUCUAAAAGAGUACGAGGCUGAAAAUGGACCAAUUUUAAUCGAUGACGAAAAAGAAGAAAAGAUGGAAGUCGAUCAAUUUUCAAACAAUGAAGCAGCAGAAACAUCCCAAAAAGCAAAAUCCUCGAGUGGAGUGAAUCCAUCAACAAAAUAACAAAUAAAUUAUAUUUCGAAUUCUUUUAAAUAUGAGAAAUCGAUUUAAAUUAAGUAUAAAAAUAAUUAUUUUAUCUGAGAGCUUCUGCUGAGCAUGUAAGUCUACUUUUGAAUUUUUUAUGUAGCACCUACGUGAAAAUUUACGAGAAAAGAAAUUAAUAAUCUUUUCAUAAAAGAAAAAGAAUAGUCAUCCUAUCGUUUUUCUUUAAUUAAAAAAAAUUCGAAGCAUCAAAUAACUGACAACAACAAACUAUUAUUAUUGAAAUGAAUUAUGUUACAAGAAUUUUAAUCGUAAUAAAAAAAGAAAAAGCUAAAUAUUA